AGCCAAUGAGCGUGCAGCUCAGCCUGCAGCGGCUCUAUAAGCAGCCCGGCGCUCCUCCCGCAGCUCAGUGAGGCUCCUCUCUCCGUGUCUCAGUGAUGCUGUUUGUUCUCAUGUGAAGCUGCAGCGACCGCCAGGAGACAUGAGACCCGGCAGCCCGGUGCCGUCUGCGGGCAGGAGGAGGAGGAGCAGCGGCUCCCUGAGCCGGAGCCGCCGGAGCCUGCGCUGCUCUCUGCGGGGCUCCUACCGGAACAAGAGCCCGGCGGCGGCGGAGGAGGACGAGCCGCGUGUUCCGGAGCUCCUGCUGCAGGACAUGAACCUGUGUUACCGGCUGCUGCGGCAGCUGGUUCCCGGUCUGCCGCCCGGACGGGCCGCCAGCAGGGUGGAGAUCCUGCAGCACGUCAUCGACUACAUCCUGGACCUGCAGACCGAGCUGGACGCCUCCAGCCCGGCGGGGGACCGCGGAGAGCCGCUCCACCGGGACCGGAUCCAGCAGCGGCCACAGAGCGGAGAGAGCUCCGGGACCAGCAGCCACACCUGCCAGGUGUUUGAAACAAGAGGACGACUGAACACCAACAGAGUUCAUCUGCAUGGAAAGCUUUUUAUUUUUAUUCACCACCUCGGAGGACUUGGACAGUUUCCUGGAGGGUCGACUUCUUCUUCACUUUGACUGAGUUGGAGUUUCUCUGAAAGACAAUCGGCAACAACUCAGACUGCUUCAGUCCAACCAGCGAUGAGCCUUAAUGAGAGAAGAAACACUCCUUUGAUGUUUCUAUCCAGUCUAGACUUCUUUAUUCAGUCCUGAUGAGACUGAAACCAGCAUUUCAUCUUCUCUUUUCUGAUCCGAGUGACAGAAGAUGUUGGCUGACAGACGGCCUUGUGUUUCGGCUGUUUUAAAAAUAGCAGCUAAAAUCCAGAUAUUUUAAACAAAGUCCAGUUUAGAUCAAGUCUAGAUUAAAUCACUUUAAACUCAGACUUCAGAUAAACUGGACCAGAGUUCCUAACUUCCUGUCUGUUGAACUGCACUUCCUGCUUGAUUAUCAAAACAAGACAAAAACCAGACUGGUCAGGUGGUAACAUAAAUUAUUAGAAACUUUAUUUAACUAUUUUCCAACGUGACGUCUGAGUCACUUAAUAUUUAUUAUAGUCACAUUUUAAAGAUCUAAAAUCUUUAAACUGAACAGGAAGAGGAAACACUGAUAGCAUUGGCUCUUCAAAGUAAAAGACAUGAGAAUCUACAGUUUGGUUUUUGGUAGUUAUGUCAAAUAAAACAUUUUGAUCCUGCAGGAAGUCCAGUUCUUUACUUGUUUUCUUACAUAAUUGUUCUGUAGAUCUGAAUCAUAUGUUAGAGGACUCUUAUUCUGAAAUCAAAGCACUUCCUUUAACUAAGUGACAGGAGUCUGCUUCCUGUUCUGGAUGAAAGUUUGAAAUGUAAAAGUUUCUGUUCAGCAGUUUAAGAAUAUUGUUGUUAAACUGCACUUUUAUACAAUCAAUAAAUUAAACUGUAUAUAAGCAUUAAA
Messenger RNA from Micropterus dolomieu (smallmouth bass), 1517 nucleotides. RefSeq names its product DNA-binding protein inhibitor ID-3-like. The record is from RefSeq and is a predicted model, not a curated record. Gene Ontology annotation, biological process: cell differentiation; negative regulation of transcription by RNA polymerase II; circadian regulation of gene expression. The coding region runs from base 140 to 667 and encodes 175 amino acids. The transcript is spliced from 2 exons. Gene Ontology annotation, cellular component: cytoplasm; nucleus. Lineage: Eukaryota; Metazoa; Chordata; Actinopteri; Centrarchiformes; Centrarchidae. Gene Ontology annotation, molecular function: transcription regulator activity; protein dimerization activity.